Messenger RNA from Aspergillus alliaceus, 1649 nucleotides. RefSeq names its product mitochondrial 37S ribosomal protein mS38. Lineage: Eukaryota; Fungi; Ascomycota; Eurotiomycetes; Eurotiales; Aspergillaceae. Gene Ontology annotation, biological process: mRNA processing. Gene Ontology annotation, cellular component: mitochondrion. Bases 176 to 1225 code for a protein of 349 amino acids. The transcript is spliced from 2 exons. The record is from RefSeq and is a predicted model, not a curated record.
CGUCGAGUCACCUGAUCUAAUGGCCCUUUAUGCCUUAGGUGUCAAACGAAGACGGAGCUUUACCGAAUUGGGCUUCCGCCUGAUCGGCUCAACUUCGAUUUCGCCUCAGACGACUCUAACCGGCGUUGUUCCCGACAUACUCGUCACCCAGUUUCUGGGCUUUUAGACGUGGAAAAUGCUGUCAUCUUCGUUACGCCGAGCUGCAUGGGCUCCUAUUGCUCCCAUUUCCGGCAUCGCUCGCUCCUCCAGUCACGCUCUUCCCGCUUGCUCGAACACCCUCUUAGGCGCGGCACAGCAUGUGCGUCAGCGCCGUUACUCCUCCUCUUCGAAGCCUAGCGAUGGCUCGAGAAAAGUCGACACUUCGUCUCAGACUCCCGCAAAGGGUGUAAAUGCCGGCGAAAAGCGCGAGGGUAAGGCUUCCAGACGAAGGGGGAAAGAUAGUGGCCGCAGCGGUUCCAAGUCGAACCAGCAUACAGUCUUCUCGAAACUGCCCAGCGUUCCCUCUACUCAACACCUACAGCCCCAUGAUGUUCAUGUAGCUUCAUUCUUUUCUAUCCACCGACCUAUUUCCGUCUCGACUACCGUCCCUCCUCCCUCUAGCCCGGAAGCGUUCGAUGCCAUAUUCACCGCGAAGAAGUCAACAAAACAUGAAGCGGAUGAUGUGAUCUUCACUCUAUCCUCUACCCUCAACUCCAUGGAGAACCCUGCCUAUCAUCUAGGCGAGCAAGAAGGCUCUCUGAACCACUUCGACAUGGAGGGUAGCCAGCUCGACGGAAUGAACAUGGCGGAGUUGAAGGUUUCUGUCGAGGAACUUACAAGGCGACUUCGUCCGUUCCACCCCCCGCCGCCACCGGUUCCCUUUAACGAGUCGAAAGAUACUGGUGCUGCGGAGCUGGAAAACUUCUCUUCUCGCGAAACCUCCAGUUACUCUACCGUUUUGACAAUCCACGAGUCUACACACGCGGACGGUCGUAAGACGUACGAAGCUCAUACUGGGCCUUUCGUCCGUACUCCGGAUAUGGAUGCCCCUGGCACUGGUGAAAGCGAAGCUAUCAUCGACGUACCCUCCCAACCCGGAACCACCUAUAUCGAGCGCCUGCGCAACAACCGUACCAUGCAAGCGAUCAGCACCAAGAGACGGCGUAAGUUGAAGAUGAAGAAGCACAAGUACAAGAAGCUGUUGCGGAAGACGAGAACCUUGCGUCGCAAGCUUGACAAGGCUUGAUCAGGAUGUGACUUUAAUUAGUUCCUUUCUCUAGCACUGUCCAACCCUAAUCACUUUGUCUCAAGUCUUAUGACAUCUUGGAGCUGUACAUUGCCACCUUGUCAGGAUUUGAACCCGUUGGUGAUUCGUUAGGUGCUUUCUUCAGGUUUGAUGCCGUGGUUUCUAUGGUAUACUCAUAUCCUCUCGAAUACUGCACGUUUCUAUGCAUUGCCCACUCUAUAGACAGUAUCAUUUACAUGACUAUUUUCUUAUAUAAUCUUGAUUGAUCGUUUAGGAUGGACAUAGCUCUGUAUUUUUAAUGUGAUUGCGCGACAUUCAAAUUUCUAAUUGCACACUGGAGUUUGUAACUGAUGCUCACCGCCUACUGGAUAAGCAAGCAAAGCGAGUUCAUGCACGUAUAAAGUAAGAAUUUGUCUUUUAAUGU